Molecule: messenger RNA, 2955 nt
Organism: Auxenochlorella protothecoides
Lineage: Eukaryota; Viridiplantae; Chlorophyta; Trebouxiophyceae; Chlorellales; Chlorellaceae
Product: DNA polymerase kappa
Exons: 24
Coding region: 1-2955 (984 amino acids)
Biological process (GO): error-prone translesion synthesis
Cellular component (GO): nucleus
Molecular function (GO): DNA-directed DNA polymerase activity; damaged DNA binding
Source: RefSeq, a predicted model, not a curated record
AUGGACACUGUUUUCACAAACUUCAAGGCUGGUAUGGAGGGCGUGGACAAGGAGAAAGUGAAGGCCAUCGUGCACGACAUGUCCAAGGGAUCGGACCACUUCAAGAACGAGCAGCGCAAGGCGGCGGCGACGGAUAAAGCCAAGCCGUUUGCUGUGGGCGGGAUCGGCAUGAUCAGCACGGCCAACUAUGUCGCCCGUCGCUAUGGUGUGCGAUCUGCCAUGCCAGGUUUCAUUGCACUGAAGCUGUGCCCACAGCUCAUAUUUGUCAAGUCCAACUUUGAUAAAUAUUCAAAGGCCAGCGCGCAAACCAGGGCGGUGUUCAGGGACUACGACCCGGAGUUUGAGGCCGGCAGCAUGGACGAGGCCUACUUGGACGUCACAGAGUACUGGUUCAACUCACUCACGGUCCAUCCAUACAGCGUCGGCAUUGCUCCCAAUCGCAUGCUGGCCAAGGUCUGCUCCGAUCGCAACAAGCCAAACGGACAGUAUGAGCUGCCCUCCACUCUGGCGGCUGUUCGUCAGUUUGUUGCUGCGCUGGAAAUUCGCAAGGUUCCGGGUGUUGGCAAGGUCACAGAGCGAAUUCUCAGUGCGUUUGGGGUCCAUGUUGCUGCAGACCUGCACACGCAUCGAGCCCUCCUGGCGGCCCUGUUCAGCCCCGUCUCGCUCGACUUCUUCAUGCGCAUAGCCCUGGGCCUGGGCUCCACGCGACACUCGGACCCGGGCCCCGACGGCAGUGUGGGGAGGAAGGGCAUGAGCUGCGAGAGGACGUUCAGGAACAUGAGCGAACCUCGGGAUCUGGAAGCGAAGCUCGGUGAGCUGGCGGAGCACCUCGCCGCAGACAUGGCCAGCGAGGAUUUGAAGGGGCGCACCCUCACCCUGAAGCUGAAGUGCUCCAACUUUGAGCUGCGGACCCGCGCCAUGACGCUGCCCAAGUACAUUCACACCGCCAGCGACAUCCUGGCAGCCGCACUGAAGCUGCUGCAGGCCGAGCUUCCCAUCGAGGUCAGGGACCCAGGCCAGCUGAGCCUGGCUGAGAUGCUGGCGGGCCGGAGGUCGCCGGCAGCGGGUGCCGAGGCCGGGCCGAGCAGCGCGGGUGCCGAGGCCGGGCCGAGCAGCGCGGGUGCUGGGGACUAUGAGGGGGAAGCCGCCGGAUCCUCCCUGGGCGAGGGGGAGCUGCUGGAGCUCUCCCUGCAGGACUGGGGCAGGCGUCGGGGCCCCAGGCCUCCUGCAGAGGACACCUGUCCCGGCAGGGACGGAUCCAGGUCCCCUGAUGGGCGGGAAGCCAAGCCUGCGGCCAUGGGGGAGUGGGCCUGCGGCGCCUGCACGCUGCUGAACCCAGGGCUUGCGGGCAGGUGCGAGGCCUGCGGGCAGCGCCGCAGGCCGCACGCGACGAUGGCAGUCCGUCGGGGCCAGAAGAAGAAGCCCAAGGUGGAGGGUGUGACGCUGGACCGAUUCCUGGCUGGCAAGUCGCGGGCGGCAAGCCGUGGCAUCGACAGCCCGGCAUCAGGAGGCUCGGCCGACAUCGCAGAGUGCAGCCUGUGCAGAGUCACGGGAGACACACGCAUGACUGGCGAUGUCAACAUCGAAUUCGACUUUGACUGGAAAUCUGAGGGUCAGGCCUUGGAGCUGUACAUCUCCGUGCCCAAGCUCCCCCUGCUCGUUUCUGAAGUGGUCCCGGAUCCGUUGGAGGACACCCUAGCCCUGCUCAUGUCCCUUACGGUCAUGUGCACCGACCUCUGGCUCAAGGGCACCGCCAGGGUGACUCUGCGUCCCCUGCUGGAGGAGAUGCCGGUGGUGGGCGGCGUGCGCAUCUCCCUCAUCAAUCCCCCGGACUUUGGCUAUGACCUGAAGCUCGGGUAUGAUUUGCGGUUUGUGCUGGAGACGAUGGAGCCCCUCAUCAAGUCCUGGGUGGACGGCGUCGUCAAGGAGUCUGUACUCCAGCCGUAUGUGCUGCCGGAGCACCUCUGGAUCCCCAUCACAGACGACGCAGAGGACGUGGACAAGCCAGAGGGCGUGCUGCACGUCAAGAUCCUGAACGCCACGGGGGUGCCUCGCAUGGACCUCCUGGGCGGCUGCGACCCAUACCUGGAAAUCUAUGUCCGCGACAGCCAGCGCAGGCUGACAGACGUGAGGAAGAAGACCCGCGAGCCCACAUGGAACGAGUCCUUUGUCUUUGCCAUUGCCGCACCGCAGUACCAGGAGCUGAGGAUGAUCAUGUGGGACGAGGAUGAGUGGUCACCCCCUGAUGAGAUUGGAAGGGCCCUGCUGCCCAUCAAGGAGCUGGAGCAUGGCAAGCAGACGAGCAAGACCCUGGACUUCAAGGCCAGAGUGGAGGAGGUGCACGAAGAGGAGAAGGCCAAGGCGACCAGGAUGCAGCACUUUGCCAUGGCCCUGGGCCGACCCUUCAUCAAAAAGGGCGGCACCAUGUGCCACCUGAACGUCGAGGUCACCUACACCCCUCUGAGCCGCAAGGAGGUGGAGCUGGUGGAGAACGCCAUGCGCCACGGCGCAGAGCAUGCGCUCCGGCAGCGCUCGGUUCAGCAGGGCAUCUCGCCGGCGGUUCGGGAGCUCAUCCGCACCGGGGUCGUGCAGCUGACCCUGCACAAUGUCCACAGCAAGACCCUCGUCUCCAAGCUGCGCACGCCCCAUGUAAAGGCGAGAAUGCGGGUCAAGGAGUCUGAGAAGUCCUCACCGCUCACGCUGGCCAACCGAAGGGGGCAGGCAGCCUUCCCCGCGCCCCUGUCGGUGCACGUGGGACUGGAUGCAGUGGAGGACGAGAGCACCAUGGUGGAGAUCAUCAUCCAAGAGAAGGGCUGGGUAGGGACUUCCACCGUCGGCAAGCUGGAGUUUCCCCUGGCCACGGUCAUCAAGCGCAUGAAGACCAAGGGCGAGUUCCACCUCCAAGAAGGCUCGGGCACUGCCAAGCUGGACCUCCGCUGGACGCGCUACCUCUGA